Messenger RNA from Dermacentor silvarum, 1249 nucleotides. Its product is annotated as solute carrier family 2, facilitated glucose transporter member 8. The transcript is spliced from 5 exons. Lineage: Eukaryota; Metazoa; Arthropoda; Arachnida; Ixodida; Ixodidae. Gene Ontology annotation, molecular function: transmembrane transporter activity. The coding region runs from base 56 to 1189 and encodes 377 amino acids. The record is from RefSeq and is a predicted model, not a curated record. Gene Ontology annotation, biological process: transmembrane transport. Gene Ontology annotation, cellular component: membrane.
ACUGCCGUUGGGUGCAAUUCCGGGCUCUGUGGCGGGCACCUUUCUCUGCCAGGCCAUGGGGCGCCGAUUCACCUUGCUUGUCAGCGCGCUGGCCUACAUGGCCGGCUACUCGGUGAUCUUCGCAGCCAAUUCCAGCUUGUUCUUCCUCGCGGGCCGCUUCAUGACGGGCGUCGCCACCGGCAUUGUGUCGCUCUGCGUGCCGGCCUAUGUCACGGAGGUCGCGCUGCCUCGGCACCGGGGCACCUUGGGAGGAAUCGUGCAGCUGUCCAUCGCUGCAGGCGUCCUCUACUCGUACGUGCUGGGCAGGUUCCUCGAGUGGGAGCUGCUCGCCAUGGCGUGCUUCGCUGGCGCCAUCGUGCUCGUCGCCGCUAGCCAGUUCUCCGUGGAGAGCCCCCGCUGGCUUCUGCUCAAUGGCCGCAAGAUAGAGGCACUCCAGGCACUGAGCAAACUGCGAGGGAUGGGUGCCAGGGUAGACAACGAGUGUCAGGCCAUCGACCAGUUGUUUGCCAUCUUACCCACGCCCGCCUCGAACUUCCUGCUCGCUGUGCACGUGUACUUGCUCCAGCAGUUAUCAGGUAUCAGCAUGGUCAUCCUGAACGCUCACUCCGUGUUCUCCGCGCCCGGAGUUUUCGUGAGCGCCUCCACAACGUUCGUCAUCAUUGCCAGCCUUCAGGUGACGGUCACUAUGUGCACAGUGUCCAUAAUGGCUGUCGUGGGAAGGCGCCGCCUUCUUACCAUCUCUUCGGUGGUGUGCGUGCUCGCCAUGUUCGCCUUCGGGGCCUUCCACAAUGCCAAAGCCACAGGAGACUCGCUUAGCCAACGACUACCCAAUGUCUUCCUGGGAGUUUUUAUUAUAGGCUAUUCGGUCGGCCUGGGUCCCGUGGUUUGGACACUGGGCGCCGAGCUCGUGCCGUGCCGUGAGAGCGGUGUCUUUCUGGGCGCCGCCACGGCGCUCAAUUGGACAUGUGCACUGGUUGUCACGUGUGUGUCGCACGCACUGGUCGAAACCCGCCUCUUCUCUGCGCUGGCCUGGUUCUUCAGUUUGACAACAUUGGUGGGCACUUUGCUGACCAGUGUCUUUCUGCCUGAGACGCGGGGUCAAACCCUAGAGCAGAUUCUCAUCGGCCCGUUGUACGAGCCGCACGAGGAGCAGGUUUCAAGGCAUUUGCAGUCGGGGAGGAAGCUGUGACAAGUCUGCUGGCACCGGGCUAACUCGUAACGAAGGCUGAAUUUUGAAACCGUCUCUUGA